AGGCCCACCUCGAGGCGCUUAGUGAGAGCGGCCACUUGGGCCCCUUUUCUUAUUUGAGAGGAAAACAAGACAAACGCCGUCUUUGGGGGGUUUAUUCACGACAUAGCGGACGCAGAGCCCCUUCGCCUUUUCUGUCACGACACCGCCCGCCCCCCCCCCCCCCCCGAGUAAUCCGUUUAGCAAGAAAGACCAAAUCCUCGCACCUAAGGCCGAGAACGCCUCGGUGCGACGGACGGGGGCCGGCUGGCCUUGGAGUCGAGAAGACGUCCCGAGUUCAGUUCUCUCCUCCGUCACAUAGUAGCUGUGUGACCUUCACGUUCCAGGCCACGCUGGAAAGUUCUAAGUCCGGUAGGGCGAGGCAGGUAAGGUCAAUGAGCAGUUAACAGUGGAGUCGUGGGCCUGAGCAGCCCGGCGGCUCCUCCCACUCUAGUUCGGUCACAGCUCGGGGCCGAUCAAAGCAGUUACUGGCAAACCCCGGGCACCUGGCCAGACAGUCCCCCGAACGAGAGAGAGAGGGCGCGCGCGCCCCGAGACGCAGGGUCAGGGGAGCGGGACUCCCGUACCUGGUCAAUGCAGGUGGCCCAAGUGGAACGGCCUUGCUCUACCCCCACUCCAAGCUGGCUGCUUGCCAUCACCUACCCUACCUGAAGCCCCCUCGAGGGGCUCCUCCGGAAUCACCUUUGCCAAACGGGAGGGCCACGGGAAGGCAGGCUCGGAGCUCCCUCGGUGGGCACCUCUUGGACCUGGAGUGACCCGAGCUCGCUCACUCCCUACCACAUGUAGCUCUCCACUCAUUCUACCCCACAGGUCACCAAGAUUUUCCAGAAGAAAAAGAUCCUGGUGACCUACAGCUUCCGCCAGUCCUUUCCCCUGGUCGAGAUGCACCUACAGCUCUUCCAGAAUUCAUGUGAGUGCCCUGCGACCCCACGGCCCACGGCCAGGGGCCUUCCUGGUGGCAGGGGGGUGAGGAGGACGUGACCUGCCACCGGGCGCUCAAGGGCUCAUGAGCUGGGAAGGGAAGGCCUUGGGCAAAGGAGGAAGUUGGGGUGCCCAGGGGGGAACUGUCUAGAGCAGCGAUGGGCCAAAGGAAAGGCGACGCUCCUCUGGCAGUCUGUUUCUAAGGCAACGCUUUCGAGGUUUCAUCGUAUCGGCGUCAGAGUAGGAAUAACGCCGCCCUGCCGGAUAGAACAUUUGAGGGGGGCCACAGUUUGCCCACCACCGGUCUAGGCUUAAGGCCAGGCACUGGAUGCGCUGGAGACCGCUCCUCCGGCCUCCCUGCCCACCGGGGUUCGGGAGCCUGUCUGGAGGACACGGCCCGAGCAGCACGCGUAUACCUCUGUCCUAAGCCGUGGCCUCUGUGAGGGGAGAGCCCGAAUACCCUAAAACCCCACGCAGACUCGCCACCCGAGUCGGACGGCCCCGGCCUUGUUGCGGGGCGAGGGGAGCUAGCGGAGGGCCGGUUCUCGCCGGGGCUUCUUCCCUGGGUCGCGAGCAUUCAGAGAGGAGUGUGGAGGCUGGCUGGCUGGGCCCUGACGUUGCCCGCGUCCCUCCUUGUCCCUGGCACCUGACAGAUUACCAAUUUGGCAUCAAACUGCUGUCUGCCGUGCCGGGUGGGGAGCGAAAGGUUCUCAUCAUCUUCAACGCACCCAGCCUCCAAGACCGGCUGCGGUUCACAUCGGACCUCCGGGAAUCGAUAGCCGAAGUGCAAGAGAUGGAGAAGUACCGCGUGGAGUCGGAGCUCGAGAAGCAGAAGGGGGUGAUGCGCCCCAACACCUCCCAGCCCUCUGGAUCCAAGGACGCAGUCAACGGCACGCUGCCUCGGGCCAGCCUGGAGGACACGUACGGCCUUGGCGAUGGUCUGAAGCGGAGCGCCCUCAGCAGCUCCCUCCGCGACCUCUCGGAUGCAGGGAAGCGGGGGCGACGUAACAGCGUGGGAUCACUGGACAGCACCAUCGAAGGAUCUAUUAUUAGCAGCCCCCGCCCUCACCAGCGGAUGCCUCCACCCCUGCCUCCAGCGCCACCACCACCCGAGGAGUAUAAGACCCAGCAGCGCCCAGCAUCCAACUCGUCCUCCUUCCUGGGCUCCCUGUUCGGCA
Gracilinanus agilis (Agile Gracile Mouse Opossum) is the source of this 2096-nucleotide messenger RNA. Its product is annotated as IQ motif and SEC7 domain-containing protein 2-like. The annotation marks the transcript as partial. The record is from RefSeq and is a predicted model, not a curated record. NCBI's taxonomy places the organism in Eukaryota, Metazoa, Chordata, Mammalia, Didelphimorphia, Didelphidae. The transcript has 4 exons.